AUGGAGGACUAUGGAUUUGAAUACUCGGACGAGGAGCCCGAGGAACAGGAUGUUGACAUUGAGAAUCAAUAUUACAACUCUAAAGGCUUGGUUGAAACUGACCCUGAAGGAGCUCUUGCUGGUUUUUCUGAAGUAGUUCGCAUGGAACCUGAAAAGGCUGAGUGGGGAUUCAAAGCUUUAAAGCAAACUGUCAAGCUCUAUUAUAAGUUAGGGAAGUAUAAGGAAAUGAUGGAUUCUUAUAGGGAGAUGCUAACAUAUAUCAAAUCCGCAGUCACGCGAAAUUACAGUGAAAAAUGCAUAAACAAUAUUAUGGAUUUUGUUUCUGGAUCAGCUAGUCAGAAUUUUGGUCUGUUGCAAGAGUUCUAUCAGACCACCUUGAAGGCCCUUGAAGAGGCAAAGAAUGAGAGGCUCUGGUUCAAGACAAAUCUAAAGCUUUGCAAGAUUUGGUUUGAUAUGGGUGAAUAUGGCCGGAUGAGUAAGAUUUUGAAGGAACUCCACAAAUCUUGCCAAAAAGAAGAUGGUUCAGAUGACCAGAAGAAAGGAACACAACUGUUGGAGGUGUAUGCUAUUGAGAUUCAAAUGUACACUGAAACUAAGAAUAACAAAAAGUUAAAGCUAUUAUACCAAAGAGCUCUGUCAAUCAAGUCAGCAAUACCCCAUCCAAGAAUCAUGGGGAUAAUUCGUGAGUGCGGUGGGAAAAUGCAUAUGGCAGAACGCCAGUGGGCAGAGGCAGCUACAGAUUUCUUUGAAGCUUUUAAGAAUUAUGAUGAAGCUGGGAACCAGCGGCGUAUCCAGUGCCUAAAGUAUUUGGUUCUGGCUAAUAUGCUGAUGGAAUCUGAAGUUAACCCAUUUGAUGGCCAGGAGGCAAAGCCAUAUAAAAAUGACCCUGAGGUAUUGGCAAUGACAAACCUAAUAGCAGCAUAUCAACGCAAUGAGAUAUUGGAGUUUGAGAAAAUUCUGAAGAGCAAUAGAAGGACAAUAAUGGAUGAUCCAUUUAUUCGAAAUUACAUUGAAGAUCUUUUGAAGAAUGUCAGAACCCAAGUGUUGCUGAAGCUCAUCAAGCCUUACACAAGAAUAAGGAUUCCCUUUAUCUCAAAGGAACUAAACGUGCCAGAGAAAGACGUUGAGGAGUUGUUGGUUUCACUUAUCUUGGAUAACCGUAUCCAUGGGCAUAUUGAUCAAGUGAACCGCCUGUUGGAGCGUGGUGACAGGUCAAAGGGAAUGAAAAAGUACACUGCCAUAGAGAAGUGGAAUACACAGCUUAGGUCUCUUUAUCAAACUGUCAGCAAUCGAGUAUGCUGA
This is a messenger RNA of Ilex paraguariensis (yerba mate), 1302 nucleotides long. Lineage: Eukaryota; Viridiplantae; Streptophyta; Magnoliopsida; Aquifoliales; Aquifoliaceae. The record is from the annotation of a GenBank genome assembly.